AUGUUCACCUUAACAAAUAAGAUAUUGUUAAAAUCAUCUAAACAUUUGAAUUCUCUUUUGACGGAUGAUUCUCGUAACGAAUUUGAUAUUGAUGCAUCUGAUUUAUAUGAAGAAAUUAAAACACUCAAGAUUUACUUUGAAUCAACUUCAACUUCAGAAGGUUCUCAACAAUAUCCUAAGUUCAUUUUGGAGUUUAUAUUUCAAAGUCAAUUAUUGUCAACUUUUCCAAAUAUUUCAAUAGCCCUUAAACUUUUACUCACUUUGCCCGUAUCAGUAGCCUCGGGAGAAAUAUCGUUUUCUAAGCUAAAAAUUAUUAAAAAUUAUUUGAGAUCUACCAUGUUACAAGAUAGACUUAAUGAUUUAUCUAUAAUUGCCAUAGAAAAUGAUAUUAUGGAUUCCCUGUAUUUGGAAGAAUUGAUUAAGGAUUUUUCCGCAAAGAAAGCAAGAAAAACGAUUUUUCUAUGA
Psylliodes chrysocephalus is the source of this 465-nucleotide messenger RNA. NCBI's taxonomy places the organism in Eukaryota, Metazoa, Arthropoda, Insecta, Coleoptera, Chrysomelidae. The record is from the annotation of a GenBank genome assembly.